Molecule: messenger RNA, 369 nt
Organism: Phytophthora infestans T30-4
Lineage: Eukaryota; Oomycota; Peronosporomycetes; Peronosporales; Peronosporaceae
Exons: 3
Coding region: 1-369 (122 amino acids)
Source: RefSeq, a predicted model, not a curated record
AUGAAUCGCUCUCAGCAAGGAAACACAUAUUCAACGAUUUGUUCGAAAUUGUGUGCGGUACGCUGGUUUCAUCGCAAUACGGCAGGAUAUGACCCUGGUGUGAAUGCCAGUCAUGCGAUUUUACUUCGAGGAAUUCGGCGAUUUACCAAUCCUGUCGUUAAGCAGCAGCCUCUGACAGCACGCCUGCUUCUAGCACCUAAGCGAGCCAUGGUAGUUGGCAUCUCUCUCAAUGGAGCCAAAAACAACCAAUUCGGCUGUGAGGAAAUGCGUUACCACAGCAAGUCAAAGGAUCCGCUGAUCUGUCCGGUUCGAGCAGCGCGAUGGCCGGCUUUGAUCCGGCACGAUUUUCCACUCAUUCUGUUCGAAUAG